AUGGAGCGCCCAACUAAAAGGGCCAGAGUCUCCCCAGACUCGGCGAGAGAAGAUGCACAAUCAAAUACGUAUCUGGCAUCCAUGCACCGGUCCAUCACCCCACCUCCCCGAACACGUUCAGGGCAGUCCAUGCCUUCAAUCUCGACACAUCAUCAACAGGACGGCCAAACCGAGGAACUUCCAACACGAGAUCUCCCCACUCCGCAUCAUCCUCAUCAGAUCCCAUCUCCUGUCCAACUAACUCACAUCCGGGAUUUCCCGUCCCAGAAAGGCUACAAUGCCGACACAAUCCGGCUGCGCGAUAUCCUCGGGGACCCGAUGAUCCGCGAAUGCUGGCAGUUCAACUACCUCUUCGACGUGGACUUCUUAAUGUCGCAGUUUGAUGAAGAUGUGCGGGACUUGGUGCAGGUCAAAGUCGUGCAUGGGUCGUGGGAGAAGGAGGCCCCGAAUCGCAUUCGUAUUGAGGAAGCAUGCACACGGUUUAAAAAUGUCGAGUCGAUUGUGGCGUACAUGCCCGAACGUUUUGGGACCCAUCAUUCCAAGAUGAUGGUUCUGCUUCGGCAUGACGAUCUAGCUCAGAUUAUAAUCCACACGGCAAACAUGAUCAGCGGAGACUGGGCGAAUAUGUCCCAAGCCGUCUGGCGGUCUCCGCUGCUUCCUCUGCAGAAGCAGGGCGCUGCAGCAGAGUCCACGGCACGGUCGACCAUAGGCUCAGGCGUGCGAUUCAAACGAGACCUUCUCGCAUACCUGAAAGCGUACGGAACGAAGAAGACCGGCCCACUAGUCCAACAACUGAACGGGUAUGAUUUCGCGGGUAUUCGCGCGGCGCUGGUUGCGAGCAUCCCGUGCAGACAACACGUCGACAGCGGCUUGGAUUCCGACAGACUUACUCUCUGGGGCUGGCCUGCUCUCAAGGAUCUCAUGGGCCGUAUCCCUAUACGGAGGCGUACCGACCCUUCCACUGCUCCCAAACCUCACAUCGUCAUCCAGGUGCGCGUGCCCGAGGCUACUGUAUCAACAUUCACUAAGACGUAUCUCCAGAUUUCCUCAGUUGCCUCCCUCGGCCAAACAGACAAAUGGCUCAAAGACACAUUUUUCGCCUCCCUCGCACCUCCCUCUCCAUCCUCAACACCCCGGCCCAAAUUCUCCAUCAUCUUCCCCACGCCAGACGAGAUCCGCCGGUCCUUGGACGGCUACCAAUCCGGAGGAUCCAUCCACAUGAAGACCCAAAGCGCACCGCAACAGAAACAACUGCAAUACAUGCGUCCGUAUCUCUGCCAGUGGGCAGGCGACAGCGUCUCCGACUCCGGAUGCGUAGAUCUAACUCAAGAAGAGGAAAAGCGUUCCAAGCGAGCAGCGGGUCGAGCUCGCGCUGCACCGCAUAUCAAGACUUACAUCCGCUUCUCGGAUGCAGAAACGAUGGACGAUAUCGACUGGGCGAUGGUUACGUCUGCGAACCUGUCUACGCAGGCAUGGGGCGCAGGGACGAAUCCGAAGGGGGAGAUUAGGAUCUCGAGCUGGGAGAUUGGCGUUGUUGUCUGGCCGCAGCUGUUUGAUGAUUCCGCCACAGUGGCAAUGGCACCUUGCUUCCAAACGGAUAUUCCAAGCGUGGCUUCGAAGAGUGAAUCACCCUCCGUGGUGGUUGGGUUCCGCAUGCCGUAUGACCUGCCUUUGACGCCGUACAAGGCCGCGGACGAACCGUGGUGUGCCACUGCCACGCACCAUCUGCCAGACUGGCAGGGACGGAGCUGGGUUCUUUGA
This is a messenger RNA of Penicillium lagena, 1761 nucleotides long. Its product is annotated as tyrosyl-DNA phosphodiesterase 1. The coding region runs from base 1 to 1761 and encodes 586 amino acids. The record is from RefSeq and is a predicted model, not a curated record. Gene Ontology annotation, cellular component: nucleus. Gene Ontology annotation, biological process: double-strand break repair; single strand break repair. Lineage: Eukaryota; Fungi; Ascomycota; Eurotiomycetes; Eurotiales; Aspergillaceae. Gene Ontology annotation, molecular function: single-stranded DNA binding; 3'-tyrosyl-DNA phosphodiesterase activity; double-stranded DNA binding. The transcript has 3 exons.